This is a messenger RNA of Xenopus laevis (African clawed frog), 4029 nucleotides long. RefSeq lists its product as uncharacterized. The record is from RefSeq and is a predicted model, not a curated record. The coding region runs from base 115 to 3120 and encodes 1001 amino acids. Lineage: Eukaryota; Metazoa; Chordata; Amphibia; Anura; Pipidae. The transcript is spliced from 2 exons.
CAACUGAAAAAUUAGCUCCUCCUCCGCUGGCUAUACCCCCCAGCAGGCGGAGCCUACUCCAGUUUUUUGUUGUGUCCUCAGGAGGUCAGGACAUGUCAUGGUUUCCCUCAAGAAAUGUUUAUUUUUUCCAGGGGGAAGACAGCCUCGGUAAGAUACCUUGCAUGUGCCAAGUGCCGCAAAAAGCUCCCCUCAGGGCAAAAAGAGCCUAGUUGCUCUAAGUGUAAAACAGCUGAGCCUGAGAAAGAACUCCCAGGCUCUGCUCCUAUUCAAACAGAACAAAUUCCUCAGACACCUACUGUGACUGUCACAGAUGUAUCUAAUCCAAUUCAGACAGUAAUUCCAGACUGGGCAGCCCAGUUAGCUACUGGCAUACCAAAAUUAGCAUCAUCUUUGGAUAAAAUCCUGUCAAGACUAGAUAAACCUAGACAUAGGGGAUCAAAACGUAGAGCACCCUCGUCUUCGGACGAAGAGAGUGACAAUUGUUCCAGAGAUUCCUCACCUGUACCAGACAGGGAGGAGACCCUUGAUCUAUCAGAGGGGGAGUUAUCUUGCAGUUCUGACAUGUUAGAUGAGGAGCCUUCAAAAUUCUCUGCUAAAGCGAUAGAUGAUUUAAUUACUUCCGUUCUGGAGACUCUUAACAUACAGGAACCAGAGACCAGUACAGAUAAGUCUAAGAUACUGUUUAAAAGAAGUAGUAGAUCUGCACCUACUUUCCCUUCUCACGCACAGCUUGAGCAAAUAAUCCAACAGGAGUGGAACAAGCCGGAAAGUCGUUUCCAACCAAACCGCAGAUUCCUCAAACUCUAUCCAUUCUCUGCAGAUACCACAGAGAAAUGGUCUUCUCCUCCUUCAGUGGAUGCUCCAGUUUCACGCUUAUCCAAAAACACAGCUCUUCCAGUACCAGAUGCCUCGUCCUUUAAGGACUCAGGCACGGCCCUUCGCCCUAUCCUGGCUACAGCAUGGGUUAGCAGGGCAGUACAAACAUGGUCUGAAUCCCUUGUUCAGGCAAUUCUAUCGGGAGUGCCAAGACAAGAACUUUCGCAGGUGGCAACGCAAAUCAAAGACGCAAAUGAAUAUAUUUGUGAGGCGGCCUUAGACGCAACACAGGCAGUUAGCAGAGCUUCAGCGCUAUCUAUAGCCACUUUUGAUUUGAUUUGUCAUCCAAAAAGUCUCUUACAUCAUUGCCAUUUAAGGGAAAACUCCUGUUCGGCCCAGAUCUGGACAAGAUCAUUAGUCAAGCAACAGGAGGAAAGAGCACGCUACUUCCUCAACCAAAAGCCCGUUCUUCCUUUCGGAGAGGGAGGUUUUUUCGCCCUUCACAAAACAAGAGCUCUAGACACUCUCCACCACGGCAUACAACCUCCAACAGAGGAUGCUUCACGGGUAAGCCCAGAAUCUCCUGGCAGGCUCGCAAACCCUCUACCAGAACGUCGGACAAGUCCUCCACCGCAUGACGGGAGGCCUCCGGCACAUGGAACGCCUAUGGGGGGAAGGCUACUCCACUUUUCUAGAAAUCACAUCAAAUUCUUGGAUACAGGAGGUGGUAACUCAAGGUUAUCACCUAGAAUUCGAUUUGUUGCCCCCUCGCCAAUUUUUCAUGUCAAGAAUCCCAAGAGAACCAACAAAGUUCAAGGCCUUCCAAAACGUGCUGUCUACUCUUUUACAAGCAGAGGUCAUUUCCUCGGUUCCUCCAAAGGAGCACUUCAGGGCAUACUAUUCCAAUCUGUUUGUCGUUCCCAAAAAAGACGGAUCGGUACGUCCAGUACUAGAUCUAAAGGGACUAAACAAAUUUGUUCGUCCAAGAAAGUUCAAAAUGGAAUCUCUACGCGCCAUCAUUGCAGCAAUGACCCCAGGCCAAUUCAUGACGUCCCUAGACAUAAAGGACGUCUACCUGCAUGUGCCAAUCUUCCCUUCUCAUCAAAAGUACUUACGAUUCGCCAUACAAAACCGCCACUACCAAUUCAGGGCACUUCCUUUUGGCCUCACUUCGGCACUAAGGGUGUUCACAAAAAUCAUGGCAGUAGCCACUGCAGAGAUACGGCAGUUAGGAAUAUCCAUAACCCCGUAUCUCGACGACCUGUUAAUCAAAGCACCCUCUUUAGCAGAAGCACAAAGAGCAACCCAUCUUGCUAUGAACAAACUACAAGAUCUCGGAUGGUCUAUCAAUCUAGAAAAAUCAUCCACAACACCCAGACAGUCUAUGGUUUUUCUAGGACUACUGUUCGACACACGGACACAAAGAUUGUCCCUAACUCAGGAAAAGAUUGUUCAUCUCAAAGCUCUAAUACGUUCCUUACUGGCAAAAACAAGCCAUUCAAUCAGAUUCUGCAUGAAAGUAGUGGGGGUCAUGGUAUCAACAAUAGAAGCGGUUCCAUUCGCCCAAAUUCACAUGCGGGAACUUCAAUGGAACAUUCUUACAUUAUGGAAAAGAAAACACUUGACUCAAGAGAUCCGUCUUUCUCACAGGACGCAAGUAUCCCUGACCUGGUGGCUACGAACACAGUGCAGUUCCAAGGGAAAACCUCUCGGAGAGUCACAAUGGAGACUAAUGACAACAGAUGCGAGCCUGUCGGGUUGGGGAGCAGUACUAGAGGGCAGAUCCGCACAAGGUCUGUGGACUCAAGUGGAGAACCGUUUACCCAUAAAUCUUCUGGAGAUCAGGGCUAUUUGUCUAGGACUCAGUCACUGGCAAACAGAACUAUCAGGCCAACCGAUAAAGAUACAGUCAGACAAUUUGACAGCGGUGGCUUAUAUAAACCACCAGGGGGGCACAAGAAGCAAGGCGGCCUUACAAGAAGUCAGGCACAUUUUCCGGUGGGCGGAACAGAACAACGCCAGACUAUCGGCCAUUUUCAUCCCAGGCCUGCAAAACUGGGAAGCAGACUUCCUCAGCCGCCAAACAUUAGACCCAGGAGAAUGGGCGCUAAAGGAGGAGAUUUUUCAAGAAAUAAACGCAAGAUGGGGCUUGCUGGAAGUAGACCUAAUGGUUUCUCGCCACAACCGACAGGUACCAACCUUCCUUGCUCGGUGCCGGGACCCUCUGGCAUUAGCAGCAGACGCUCUCACAGCCCCGUGGGAUUUUCAACUAUCCUACGCAUUUCCUCCAAUUCCCCAUUCUGAAGCAGAAGGGAUUCUCGGACGCUGUAAUUCGAACUAUGCGAGCAGCGCGAAAGCCUUCCUUGGCCAGAUCAUACUAUCGGGUAUGGAUUAGUUACAGACAAUGGUGCUACAGACAUAAAGUAAACUUUAGAUCUUUUUCAAUGUCAAAAUUGUUAGAAUUCCUCCAGGAAGGUGUGUCUCUAGGAUUAUCACUCGGUUCCCUCAAAUCACAGAUUUCUGCCCUAUCUAUUUUAUUCCAAAAAAGGCUAGCCCUUCUAUCGGAUGUCAAAACAUUUUUACAGGGGGUAGCACGUGGUUCCUCCUUUCCGUAAAUCAGUACCGACAUGGGAUCUUAAAGCACUACAGAGAGCUCCCUUUGAACCAAUGGCAUCAAUACCAUUACAUUGGGUAACAUUAAAGACCGUGUUCCUAUUCGCAAUUACCUCAGCAAAACGAGUGUCCGAAAUCAGUGCACUAUCCUGCAAAUCUCCGUUUUCUCACUUUUCAGCAUGACAGAGCAGUGCUUCGUACGGUACCUUCCUUCCUGCCUAAGGUGGUAUCGGCAUUUCACAUCAACCAGGAAAUAACUAUUCCUACCUUCUGCCCCAAAAAACCCCAAAGAAGCAGCACUUCAUACUUUGGAUCCAGUACGUGCUUUAAAAUUCUAUCUACAUAGAGUACAGGAUGUACGAAAGACUGACUCUCUUUUCAUGUUAACCUCAGGUCCACUAAAAGGAUCUCCAGCCACUAAGGCUUCCAUAUCCAGAUGGGUCAAGCAGACGAUUCAAAGAGCUUAUGUGGCACAAGGGUUAACACCACCGGAUAAAGUGAAAGCGCAUUCCACAAGGGGAAUGAGCACGACCUGGGCUUUUCGGAAUCAGGCCUCAGCAGAGCAGUUGUGCAAAGCAGCUACGUGGACAUCCAUCCACC